This is a messenger RNA of Fusarium tjaetaba, 1233 nucleotides long. RefSeq names its product transcription factor. Gene Ontology annotation, molecular function: RNA polymerase II cis-regulatory region sequence-specific DNA binding; DNA-binding transcription factor activity, RNA polymerase II-specific. The transcript has a single exon. Gene Ontology annotation, cellular component: nucleus. The coding region runs from base 1 to 1233 and encodes 410 amino acids. Gene Ontology annotation, biological process: positive regulation of transcription from RNA polymerase II promoter by galactose. The record is from RefSeq and is a predicted model, not a curated record. Lineage: Eukaryota; Fungi; Ascomycota; Sordariomycetes; Hypocreales; Nectriaceae.
AUGAUUCGAUCUGCCGUGGCUGCAGCAGAGUCACUUGGCCUGCAAUUCGAUAGCGACGAUAAGACCCAAGACAACGAAGGUUCAACUCGCGCAAAGCCAGGCUCACGCUUAUGGAGAUGCCUUGUCACCUUGGACACACAGGUUUCUCUGCAUUUGGGGCGGCCCUUCGCAAUUUCAGAGCCCCGUCUGUAUGAGCGUGAACACCCAGAAUCCGACAGUAUCGCUGAACUUGCCGGUCCAAAUUUCACCCUUUCGCAGUCUUCUGGUAUCAAUUGGCUUCGGUUUCAGCAUGAGAGGCAAGGCCUAUUUCAGGUCGUUCGUGAGAUUCAUACUGAAUUUGCGAGGGUUAUGGAGGAUGUUCUUUCGGAAAUUGAUCAGCCCGACUUUUAUCAGCACCCUUCAUCACGGGAGAAGUGCGCCAAGUAUCUUUAUGAGCAGCUCAAGCGUCUCAAGACCUGGGUUGAGGAACUCCCCAGUAGCCUCAAAACACCACGUGUGCAAGGUGUACCCUUCUCAGUUGAUCGCUCGCCGCUGGAUCUCAGCCAGGGCGAUCCCCUUUGGCUUCAGAGACAACGGCUAGUGCUGGAAUUUGACUACCAUUCCUUGGUCAUUAUGCUAACUCGAACAUUCAACUCAUUUCUACCAACACCAGCAUUGGGCACUUUUAAUAGUGAUAACCACUGCAUCACUUGUGUGAACUCUGGGAUCAUGGUAACAAAUAUGCUAAACCAGAUCAGCAGGGAUUCCGGUAUUCUUGCUGGGUGCUUUCAAGUAUUUGACUGGCAGCGUACCGCCACUUUUGCCUUAGCUGGUUUCUCUUGCGGGUAUCCCAUCUGCCCAAUGUCCCCCACGGCGCGGAAGACGUUGACACUAGCUGCGAGGGUUUUUGAGAUAUUUGGAUCCAAAGCAGGUGUGCAGUUGACCAACAGUCUCAAGAUAAAAUGUCUAGAACUCGUGGAGUCAUUCAGAUCAAGGCUUGGUCUCACUACACCCGCGACGACACCAGUCAGUAAUCAGAAAAGCCCGGAAACUUUGGAUACUGCGGUGGAGCCGAGUAGUCAUCAGAUUAUGAGUGUUGGUGAGGAAGCUUUAUACAACGCAGGUUUUGAUGCGACAUUUAAUGAGGAUAUGUGGACCGUCGACACACCAGGUGGACUCCUCUGGGGCGACUUGUUAAGAGAUCUGGAUUCAGGCCUGGUUUCAUCUCUUGGACGGGUUGGAGUGGACGAAUGA